ACCUAACUAAAUGGAACAUUAUGCUCUUAGCCUUCAAUGUUCUCCAAUUCUUAGUCCUCUUUCAUAUGGUUCCAAACGAUAUGAAAAUCGAAAAUUUCAUCUUAGAUUCAACCAAACCACUCUUUGUUUCCCUCAAUUUACCACAAGCCACAACGUUGCACGUUCAAUUAGCCAUGCAAAUUGCAUGAAUAAUAGCUUCUCUGUGCCUAAUUCAAAGAAUACUGAAAGAAGUGACAACAACAUUUUGAGAGGAAUAAAUGGAGUUUCUAUAGUAUUGGGUUGCAUUCUUGGAAUGUUUAAUUUUAAUAGCAAGAUGAUGAAUUCUAAGUUCAACAAUGCUUAUGCUGCUAUUGAUUUUUCUAAAGGUGUAUCAUUUCAUGGAGGAGAGUAUUCAUUUGAUUCGAUGUGGAAAUCGAUGAACGCCGAACUAGAAUCAAAUAUCAAGUUAGAUAAUUCUAAUCCUUCUGUUGAUAAUAAGAAGAAGUAUGCUCUAUCUCUAAGAAAACGUGGGAACAAAGAGGAAGUAGUGCCUAUUCUGAAUAAGUUAAGAAAUGAAUACAUGGAAUCUAAAAAGCAUGUAUAUAUCGAACGUUCGAUUCGACUUUCGUUUAUGGAACUCCUCUUGAUUCAGGGAGGUUUCGAUGAAGCUCGGGAACACCUUGAUAAAGAAAUUGAAAAUCUUGUAUCACAAGAAACUGAAAAGCUUGCUAUUAAAAAGUUUUUUCCUGGGUCGAAGAAAAAACUAAAUUUAGAGGACAAGAUUCAAAUACUGCUUGAUAUUUACUCCAGUGAGGAUGUGAAUCAUGACAAGCAAUCAAUAGCUGAUAUUAUUUUCUAUAAGGCUAUCAUACACACCAUGUUAAAAGAUGGGGAAGCAGCAAAGUGGUGGAAAGCAUUUGCAGAAACAGUAAAUAAAUAGGCCCAUUUUUAAUGGAGUAUAUGAGGUGUUAUUAUCAAGUUCAACUACAUGUUCAUUUCCUUUCCAUUCAACAACAUCUUCAAAAAUAGCUUUGCCAAAAAGAAAACACUAUAAAUAGUUUAUUAAUGCUAGCAUUUGUUAUUAUCAAUACGAGUGGAAUAACCUAUUGAAUUUACGGCUUUGUCUACUUUAUUGUUUAUAAGA
This is a messenger RNA of Vicia villosa (hairy vetch), 1123 nucleotides long. RefSeq lists its product as uncharacterized. The coding region runs from base 11 to 919 and encodes 302 amino acids. The record is from RefSeq and is a predicted model, not a curated record. The transcript has 5 exons. Lineage: Eukaryota; Viridiplantae; Streptophyta; Magnoliopsida; Fabales; Fabaceae.